ACUGUUGGUCCAUACCUUUGAAAAAAAAAACCAUAUAAACUCUUUUAUCUUUCUCUCACUCAGAGUCUCCUCUUUCUUAGCUUCUUCUUCCUAUUUUAUUUAAUGGAUUGAUUGGUUAAUGAUGAAAAGCUAGUCCCUUUAAUUUGUUGCCUUUUAUUUGUAUUUUCUGUGUAGGUGUUGAGUUACCCCUUUUCUUUCUUUUAUUCAUAUCCACAUCUUUCUCUUGUUUUAGCUUAUUAUUUUGCUAUUCUAAACAGCACUAUACAAGAUAGUAAUAGUUCCUCCAAGAAUUUCAAUAUUCAAAUAACAAUUUCUCUAAUUCUUGUCAAUUGGCUUAGCUUCUUUUUGCAUUGUUUAAAUCCUUCCAGAGUCCAAUUUUGCUUUUGACAAACCAAAGAAUUAAGGAGAAAGAACUAUUUUAUCAUCAUGAAGCGGUUUAGUUUCUCAGAUUCUUCUGGCAAAUUGCUUUAUCCAACAGAAGAAAAAGAUACAGAGAAUUUGGCAUACAGCAAUGAGUUUCAGGCAAUGUUGGAUGGAUUAGAAGAUGAAGAUGGGAUAGAAGAGAGUGGAUGUGGAACAGGGAAGAAAAGGAGACUAAGAGUUGAUCAAGUGCAAGCACUGGAGAAAAUAUUUGAAGUUGAUAACAAACUUGACCCCGACAGAAAAGUGAAAAUUGCACAAGAGUUAGGCCUGCAACCAAGACAAAUUGCAAUUUGGUUCCAAAAUCGCCGCGCCCGUUGGAAGACUAAGCAAUUAGAAAGAGAUUAUAACAUUCUCAAAGUCAAUUAUGAAGCUCUUCAGCACAAUUAUACCAAAGUUGAACAAGAAAAAGAAGGCUUGAUUACUGAGCUAAAAGGACUAAAAGAGAAGCUUGGAGAGGAAACAUUAUCCGCUGCAUAUCAAAGGCCUCAAGAAAUGCUUGAAUUGAACCCCAGAAUUAACUAUGAAGUCAGCAACAAGAAGUUGAAUAUUAAUUCAGAUUUUGUGGAUUCAAAAGAUGGAUCAUCAGAUAGUGAUUCAAGUGGAGUGAUGAAUGAAGAAAAUUACAACAAUAGUCUCAAUUAUCAGCCAUUAAUGCCUAGGGUGUCAUCUUAUAAUAAUGCUUUGGAUCACUUGUCAUUGUCUUCAUCAACAUACACUCAGUUAUUGGAUCCAAGGGCGGGUAAUUCCACAUCAUCAUCAAUGAGGGCUUAUAAUCAUAAUCAGCAAGCUGUUGGGAGAAUGGAGGAGCAAAAUGCUUUUACAGCAGAGGAUUCUUGCAAUAUUUAUUCUGUUGAUCAAGCGCCAAAUCUUUAUUGGUAUCUUAGUGACCACAGGAAUUAGCUAUAAGUUAGUAAUUUCCUCCAUUUUAAAUAACAUGUAGUCUAAGUAUUAUUGAACCAUCAAGAAGCUAUUUGUGUUUUCACAACCUUUAGUCAUAGGCAUUUAAUUGCAAUAAAAAUCUACAGAUGUUACUCAUUUA
This is a messenger RNA of Lycium ferocissimum, 1462 nucleotides long. Its product is annotated as homeobox-leucine zipper protein ATHB-6-like. The transcript has 3 exons. NCBI's taxonomy places the organism in Eukaryota, Viridiplantae, Streptophyta, Magnoliopsida, Solanales, Solanaceae. The record is from RefSeq and is a predicted model, not a curated record. Gene Ontology annotation, cellular component: nucleus. Gene Ontology annotation, biological process: positive regulation of DNA-templated transcription. Gene Ontology annotation, molecular function: sequence-specific DNA binding; DNA-binding transcription factor activity, RNA polymerase II-specific. The coding region runs from base 427 to 1323 and encodes 298 amino acids.